UUUAGCGUGAACACUGAACAGUGUGCUACUAACAAUAGUGCUCUGCUGUGUGUGUGUGCCGUGUUUAUACUUUAAGUUCAAUAACUUCAUAGGCCUAUUUAUUGUAAGGAAGUUUAUCAGUGGUUAAAAGUAUUUAAACUCAAUUAAAAGUGAAAACGCUUAGAAGUAGAUGUUAAUUUGUAGUAGAUUGUUUAGUUUUGGAAUCAGCAAAGGGUUUCUAUAUAAGAUGUCCGCAGCUACUGAUCUUCACUUGUUACAUGAUAAUGUCAAUGAUAGUGAGCAUUUGAUCACUCAUUUGAAAGCAGAGGUAAAACAGUUGAUGUCCCUUGUGCAUGAAAAGUAUACAGUUACUAAAAUAAAGGAGUUGCAAGAUGAAAAUAACAAAAUAAAAAAUGAAAUAAAUGCUGUCAAGAAAGAAUUAAUUCAACUGCAAAUAGCUAAUGGUGUUCCACAGAUUCCAGUACCUGGAGACAAAUUAGAUGUGGAGGAGCAUCCAGUUAAGUUGUCCACUGAGGAUUCAGGAAAAGUCGUCAGCACUGAGAAUACUAGCAAUGAAAGUAAACCUGUCAAGGCGGCAAAGCCAAAAAAACAGGUGACGCCAGCAGCAGAGGAGCCUCCAAUAGAUGUGGGCCGACUGGACAUUCGUGUUGGCAAGGUGUUACAUGCUCAGGUUCAUCCAGAUGCUGAUCAGUUGUACAUUGAACAGAUUGAUGUUGGAGAAGAAAUCUCUCGAACUGUUGUGAGUGGGUUGGUGAGACACAUCCCUUUGGCAGAACUGGACCAGAGGAUGGUGCUUGUGUUGUGUAACUUGAAACCGCAGAAGAUGAGAGGCAUCGUGUCAGAAGCAAUGGUGCUGUGUGCAAGCACGCCAGAAACUGUGGAACUGCUGACUCCGCCUCCCGAGGCCAAGGCUGGGGACAACAUAACAGUGCCGGGAUAUCCUCGCAACCCGGACUUGCCAUUCAUGAACCCAAAAAAGAAAAUAUUUGAAAAAGUUGCAGAGGAUUUGAAAGUAAACAGCAAAAAACAAGCUUCUUACAAAGAUGUUCCCUGGGAAAUUGAGGGAAAAUCAGGCUAUAUAACUGUUCAAGCACUUUCUGGUUGUCACAUCAGAUAGAUAAUUAUUUCAAUUAAAUAAAUAUUAAAAUUUAUUAUGUUGAUUUAAAAAAA
This is a messenger RNA of Homalodisca vitripennis (glassy-winged sharpshooter), 1170 nucleotides long. It is a transcript of the gene AIMP1, whose product is annotated as aminoacyl tRNA synthase complex-interacting multifunctional protein 1. The transcript is spliced from 5 exons. Gene Ontology annotation, molecular function: tRNA binding. The record is from RefSeq and is a predicted model, not a curated record. Lineage: Eukaryota; Metazoa; Arthropoda; Insecta; Hemiptera; Cicadellidae. The coding region runs from base 170 to 1117 and encodes 315 amino acids.